AUGAGUUUUGGGGCAGAAAACUGCAAAUCAAAGCACCCUGUGUGCGCAGGGGUGGGGGUUAUUGAUGUGUCCGGGGUGACCCUUCCCAUCCGUGUGGGGUUUGUGAGGCUGCCAGCACAGGGCGGGCAGGGAGGAGGCAGGUCUUGCAGGCAGGGGAGGAGCACAGCCUACCUGGGCGCAGGUGCUGCAGCGGGAUCACCGGAGCAGACAGAGGAGGUUGUCAGGAUGGCAAACUUCAAGGGCCACGCGCUUCCAGGCAGUUUCUUCCUGCUCUUUGGGCUCUGGUGGUCGGUGAAAUACCCGCUGCAGUAUCUCAGCCAGAAAGUGACUAAGAAAUCCCACAGGAUUUAUUGCUUCCAGCGUGUGGACGCCAUCGAAGGGGGACUCAAAAUCAUCUUUGCUCUCAUAGGGAUGCUGGCAGAGCAGUUCGUCCCGGAUGGUCCUCACCUGUACCUCUACAGCGGGGAGAACCGUGACUGGGUGAAGCUGAUGAACUGGCAGCACACCACCAUGUACCUCUUCUAUGGCCUCUCUGGGGUGGUGGACGUCUUCACCUACCUCUCCCCAUUGGUGCCACGGGGACUGGAUCGCCUCAUGCUGUCUGUGGCUGUGUUUGUUGAAGGGUGUCUCUUUUAUUACCACGUCCUUCACCGCCCUAUGCUGGACCAGCACAUCCACUCCCUGCUCCUCAUCGCCAUCUUCGCAGGGGCCUGCAGCACCAUGCUGGAGGUCUUCCUGCGUGACAACAUCGUCCUGGAGAUGUUCAGAGCCGGUGCCACCAUCGUCCAGGGCACGUGGUUCUGGCAGAUCGGUGUCGUGCUGUUCCAGCCAUGGGGAGGCCCAAUGUGGGAUGAGAAUGACCACAGCAACAUCAUGUUCCUCACCAUGUGCUUCUUCUGGCACUGGGCAGCCGCCGUGGCCAUCCUGGCUAUGAACUACACUCUCACUUACUGCUGCAUCCAGAGGUGCAGGGCAGGCAGCGGGGAGCCCUACAUCAGCCUCGGGGUCCGGCAGCAGAAGCGUGACCCCAGCUCCCAAGCCACCUUCUUGAGUGCAUCCGAUGAAGAGUGAAGAGGGAGCAAUCGCCUGCUCCAGAGACGUGAGGAAGCUGCUUCCUAGAAGAUAAAACCCCAACGCCAAUGGGAGAUUCCUGCUUUGGGAGAGCAAGGGGAGGUGGCACCGUUCUGCUGCUGGGAAGCACGCAGCGGGGAGCUGCCCUCCAUCCAUACCCCAAUAUUGGCCCUUUCUAAGCCAGCACUGGGUUUUAGCCACACAAUUAGGCAUGGGAAUUGGACGUGAAGAGAUCGCUUCACCCCACGGGUUCCCAUGUGUGCUCCUGUGGUGAUGGAGGGCACCCUUUCACCCGACUUUUCCAAGGGCAUGGAGGCUCUGACCUGCUGUCCUUGGAGUCAGGGACACCCCCAGGCUGAGACCACGUACCUCUGGAGCAAGGCAUCACCCCAAGGAGGAAGAGGAAGAGCGUUGAGUGUGAGCUGAUGUCAGGUUUGCACCACCACUGUGGCUCGGCUGUGUACAAAGCAGGUUUCAUUACGGAAGCACUGAGCUAUUGAGCACUGAGCUGUUUGUAGUUUCCCUGUCCACUUACAGGCUGAAAGAGUGAAUAAAUGGGAAAUAAAAAUCCCCCCUGAGCUGA
Pezoporus occidentalis (night parrot) is the source of this 1654-nucleotide messenger RNA. RefSeq names its product transmembrane protein 45B-like. Lineage: Eukaryota; Metazoa; Chordata; Aves; Psittaciformes; Psittacidae. The record is from RefSeq and is a predicted model, not a curated record.